GUAGAGAUCGUUAAGGAGGUUGAGGUGCCACAGGCUGCCCUAGGUGUCCCAGCCCAUGGGACAGGGGACAGCUGCCACAUGCCUGUGGUGGAGGAGGAGGUGGGCAUCCCAAUACCAGCUCCAGGGCUCCUGCAGGUCACGGAGAGGAGGCAGCCCCUGAGCAGCGUCUCCUCCCUGGAGGUCCACUUUGACCUCCUGGACCUCACCGAGCUGACCGACAUGUCUGACCAGGAGCUGGCCGAGGUCUUUGCUGACUCAGAUGAUGAGAACCUUACCAGUGAGUCUCCGGCAGGUCUGCACCCACUGCCCCGGGCCGGCUGCCUGCGUUCCCCCUCCUGGACAAGGACAAGAGCUGAAAAGAACCGUGAGAAGCAGCCCCUAGGGGACCCUGAGCGGCAGGCCGCAAUCCUGGACACGUUUCUCACCGUGGAGAGGCCCAAGGAGGACUAGGCCCUCUCCACCAGUCUUGAGCCACGGCAUGGCUGGGGCCAGACCACCACCACAAUGGCAAACCUGGGCAGUCUUGGCCCCACGGACACACUUCACCCUCCCGAGGCCCCUACCAUCACCUCCUGACAGUGAGUCAGGGUUGGGAUACCACCAAAAGAGGCUCCCUGCCGGUCCCUGGGCCUCCCUCGGAGGCCAGCAGGCUUCCCUGGAGGACACACUGGACCCCUAGAUGCUUCUGGGAGCCAGAACACAAGCACAGCCCAGUGGCCUUACAGAUAGCUUGCUCCUGGGCCCCGGAUCAGGUUGGUGGCACCCUGGAGUAACUGCCCAGGAUGAGACAAGGUGUGGAGCGAGCAACGGUGGCUUGGGAUGAAGGGGACCUCGGCCUACAAGAGUCACUCCAAGAACCCGAGGGUUUUCCCAGGCUGCCAUGCUCAGAAGUCAGAGGUGGAUUUGGUAGAUGAUGGGAUGCUCUGUUGUCCAGCAGAGCAGUGAUGAUUAAUGUCCACCUUGAUUUCAAUCCUGCCCCUGCCCCAUGGUCGAAUGUCGGCACCAGGGUCCCCUUCCCUGGCUCCACUCUAAGACUUGCACCCGCUUCUUUUGGUCCUUGCGUGUGACAGGCAAGGGCCCAGCCCAUCUCCUCCUUAGCUCAGAACACCAAAUAUCGCCAGACUGCCUCAGAACCGCGGUUGACACCUGGACUGCUCGUGGGGUGGGGUCCUGCAUCAUUAUGAGGCACAGCCUCAUGUCUGUUCUCCACACCCCAUGACCCAGUGCAUGGCCCACAGUGGCCCUUAGUCUCACUCAGCAGCUUUGGGGCCCACGGGUCCCUGUAGGUCUGUGUCCUUGGAGUGGCAAGGGAAGCCAACAGGCCCCACCCUCUCUGCUGAGGGUGAACAGGUGCCUGCUGAGGGCUCGAGGGGCAUGGAGUAGGCUGCCCUGGGGUGAAACUCCAGGCCCUCUGGCCAUCCUCCAGCUGCAGAAGCUGCUGUGGGACAUCUCUGCACCCAGCUCAUCCCCUCCAGAACAGGCUUCUUGCCUGACAGCAAGUCCACGAAUGGUCUUAGUAUGAAAGUUUGAGCUUGCUUCUUGUCCCCAAACUGCCCUGCCUCGUUUCUCAUGAAGAAAACGUUUCUGGGGGAAGAAAACAGGUUCCUGGUCCCUAUUCUCAUCGGACUCCUCUGGAGGGGACCAGCUUGUGCUUGCUCCCACUUCUGGACUCCAACCCCCGGGCCUCUGCACUGCUGGCAAACCCAGUUCCCUCCCAGACCAUCCCUGUGUUCCAUCACACAGACCGAGCAGCUUCCCUUUCAAUCCCAUAAAGGCAGCCGUGUGCCCCUGGCCACCCUUCACCCACCAGGGUCUUCCGCCCAUUUCCAUCCUUCCUGCUGCAGCUUCCAUAGAUCUCUUUACAAAGAGUGGGAUUAAAGUGUCACCCCGCAUCAGA
Molecule: messenger RNA, 1897 nt
Organism: Carlito syrichta (Philippine tarsier)
Lineage: Eukaryota; Metazoa; Chordata; Mammalia; Primates; Tarsiidae
Gene: DBNDD1
Product: dysbindin domain containing 1
Exons: 3
Coding region: 79-450 (123 amino acids)
Biological process (GO): negative regulation of protein kinase activity
Cellular component (GO): cytoplasm
Source: RefSeq, a predicted model, not a curated record